This is a messenger RNA of Fundulus heteroclitus (mummichog), 2536 nucleotides long. It is a transcript of the gene aven, whose product is annotated as apoptosis, caspase activation inhibitor. The coding region runs from base 44 to 1024 and encodes 326 amino acids. The transcript is spliced from 6 exons. The record is from RefSeq and is a predicted model, not a curated record. Gene Ontology annotation, biological process: negative regulation of G2/M transition of mitotic cell cycle. Lineage: Eukaryota; Metazoa; Chordata; Actinopteri; Cyprinodontiformes; Fundulidae.
UGCCACCUACUAAAGUGUCCGUCCCAAAUUGUACACAACUGUAAUGGAAGGCAGCGACAACCGAGGCAGGGGAGGCGGCUGGAGGAGAGGCGGCCGGGGUGGACACGACAGCGACGGGCGUGGCGGAGAGCACAGAGGCCGGGGGAGAGGAAGCCACCACCGCGGCAGAGGCAAACGCGACCACCGGGGACGCGGACGCGGUGGAGGCUACCAUGCAGCGGCUGCAGACUUCCCUCGGCGGCAUCACGACGAGGCCGAGGACCCCAAAGAGGAAGAUGACGGGACGGCGGUGUUCUCCAGGAGAAAGUUGGAGUCCAACUGGGACCGCUACGAGGAGACGGAGCGGGCGCAGGAGGCCGACGACAUGCCGUCUCAGAGAGGAACGGACUUCCACGUGCUGCUGGAGUCAGCAGGGGAUUCAUUCACUCAUUUCCGGUUUGCAGAGGAGAAGGACUGGGAGAUGGACCUGUUCACAACCAGUCAGACGUCAGGAGUGUUUCUGGACCUCCAGGCCCUCACCCAGAGUCUCCAACAAGUGCCUAUCCAUCAAAGACUGAAUCUAGAGGCUGAACUGGUUCAGGUCUCGACACCAGUAGAGCUGCCAGCUGUGAGCCUAGCACUAAAGCAGGAAGUGUCCAAAACGGAGAAGUUCCCUCCUCCGUCUGCGGGCUUUAAAGUCCUCAGCACAAAUGAGAAACCCCCCGUGACUCCAGCGGUGGGCUUAGACUCGCAGGUCCCCUCUGCAGCUGUUAAGCCUGUGGAAGAAGACGGCGAUGAAGAGCUAGAUCAUCUACUUGGUUUACAGAAACCCGCUUCAAGUGACGCAGAACACCAGCUGAUCAGCGGUCCUGAUGAGGAGAGAGGUUCUCCAGAGAAAGGGGUUGAAGAAGUGAAGGAGGUCGUAUCGGAGGUGACUGAAGAAAAAACUGAAGACGACAUUGUUACCCCUCCAAAGUCUGCGUCUGUCAAAGAGACGAUGACCGAGGAGGAUCUGGAGGACUGGCUCGACAGCAUGAUCUCCUGACCACGAAGAAGGUGCAUGAUUAAAGAUCAGAGGUAAAACUGGACAGUCUGCUCGAAAAAAAUGUAAAGUUUACAAAAAAAGUAACGAAGACGAGUGUUUCUUUCAAACACUGGUUUUCAUCAGUGGUCCGCUUGGCUGAAGACAGAUGGCAUGCUUCUGUCUCUGAGUGUGACUAGAGGACAGUACGUCCAAAUCUUGGCAUAAAAUGUCUGUUUAGCACAGUUCCUCUGUCAGCUGCAAAGGAUUUAUAGUAAAAAAAAAAAAAGUUACAGAAGACAUGAUAUUGCAUCAGUUUAUUAAUUUCCCCCCUUCAUCAAAAGAAAUGAAAUCUUCCGCAUCAACUAAAUACGUACAAAUGGCCAUACAGUGGCAGUCAACCGUUCAGCCAAUAAAUCAUUUAACCAUGUUUUAUAAGUCUCUGCUGUGGGGUUCAUCUACUGUGGAAAGAGGUGCGGGGUGGGUGGGACACCACCAAACUAAGCAACAUUUACACAAGAAAUGUCUAGAUUUUAUACACCAAAUGUAUUACUUUUUUUUUUUUGUUCAUUUAAAAGCCAAAAAAAAAAAAAUCCCGAUGUAAAUCUGCUUGUGAUAAAGACCAGAACUAGAGCACUGCUUGUGUUAAGAAGGAACAAAGAGACAUUUUUUUUUUUGCAUAGUUUUUCCAAAAGGCACGUUGGCACUUGAUAAACACCUAAACAGAGUCAUCUCUGGUCAAGAAGGAACCACGAUCAUUUCAUUACACGCUUUGAAAGGUGAAUAAUCGGACGUUAACUCAAUCGGCAUCGAUCAUCUCCGGGAGCAAACAUCCACUCGGCUUUGCGGUGACGCAAAAGGUCCUGACAAGAAGUUGUGCACGUACGGACGUUCAGUGGCAUGCUGUAAGCCUCAACGCGUCUCAGACGUCUACACACAACACAUUGUGUAAGUAGUUGAGUUUAAGCAAGUUAAAAGGCAAUGUGAUUCAGAAUCAAAGGAAGGUUGCAUAAAUGAGGUGGCAGGAAGUAAAAGGAAUUUUAUGCACAAAUCCAGAGCGUCCAGUCAUGAGUACAGUAAAAGAUGUGUUCGGGUUCUGUUAACAGGGCGACGUCACGUAGGGAUGGGUGUAGGGGGAGGCGCCGGCUGUGGCCGCCCCCCCUCCUAACCCAGCUGGUCCUCAUAUUGUUUACGGAAGCAGUCUCCUGUAGGGAAGAAGUCCCAGCAUCUCUCCUGGUACAUCUUCCACACAUACGACUCCUGUAAGAGGAAGCCAGAUUGCAAAGUGUUCAUAUUCCUUAAACCAAUUCACAUUGUUCCUGACAGACAAAUGUAAAAGUGGAUGGAAAAUUAAAGAGUUUAUUUUUUGCUAUACAAAAUCUCAUAUUUUUAUCCAGCUUACUCUAAUUGUUACUUUGUAUGGUAGAGAUCUGGCUAUGUUCUGCAUGUAUGAAUGCUUUUGUAAGUUACUGUAUGAGAUAUGACAGUGUGUCUGAUUAUACCCUUAUCCUAUUAAAGAAAUUCUCUGCAAACUUU